Triplophysa dalaica is the source of this 7391-nucleotide messenger RNA. RefSeq names its product zinc finger E-box binding homeobox 2b (gene zeb2b). The record is from RefSeq and is a predicted model, not a curated record. Bases 862 to 5049 code for a protein of 1395 amino acids. Lineage: Eukaryota; Metazoa; Chordata; Actinopteri; Cypriniformes; Nemacheilidae. Gene Ontology annotation, biological process: anatomical structure development; regulation of transcription by RNA polymerase II. The transcript has 12 exons. Gene Ontology annotation, molecular function: DNA-binding transcription factor activity, RNA polymerase II-specific; RNA polymerase II cis-regulatory region sequence-specific DNA binding.
UAAAAUUCAUGAAGGCUUGUCGUUCCACUAGAUUUCAUUCCUGACAUGUACAGUACACUGAAAUUUAAAGCUGGUCUUUGUGGUUGCUGUACAGUGACAUGAACAGAAGCUGAUGAACAGUAUCAACCAACCUACAGCAGAACUCUUAAGCAUAAUAAAUAGUUUUAUUGUUUACAUGUUUACACAUGACAUGUAUUAAAUGAUUUGAAAUUGCAGACUAAAACUGUAUGUUCUUCUCAUCAGACGUGUGCAGAUUUUAACACAGACAAUUGAAGAAUGUCACACUCGUGGUUGUGCGGUAAGUGGUUUGAAACACAGUCUGUGAAUGGCGGCUGUUUUAAGAGCAGCCCCACCGUACUUUCACGAGAGCUCUGAAUCCUGAGAGAAAAAAAGUCACAUUUUAUUUCGUAGUAUAAAUUACAUUUCACACUCCUGCAAAGUUUAUACAGCACAUAGGAGCAGAUUUUUACAAGAUUCAUAUGCAAAUGUGCGUUGAGAUUAGAGAUACAACGAUUAUUCCAGUUCAUGAUAAAUUAUUCAUUUAACAACCGUCAAUUAUUAAUUCAACAGGAACAAUAAGCUAUGUUUCUGUAGGCACAGUUUUCCAUUUUAACGGACUUUACCUUUUCUCUCUCUCUCUCUCUCUCUCUCUCUCUAUGUGAGUGUGUGUGAACUUUCCUAAUGUCAGAUUGAAUUGUGAAUGUUUUUCAUUUCAUUGCUCAGGAAAACCGGAACAUAAAAAUAGUUACAAAUAUAUCAGCUUGUGCUGGUUUGGAAUGCCAUUCUUCACCUCACUGGAGGCCUGACCUCUUUCCAGGAUCAUCACCGUCUUUGUAGAGUGUUUGAAACGUCUCAUGUUUGAUGCGCGCAAAUGAAGAGCGUCUGUUAAUAAUCAGAUCAUUCAUGUUCUUCCUCUAUACAGAACAAGUGCUACAUGUGAAAAUCAAUAACUAUUUGAAGCAUACAGCAUUUGAGGAGUCCGUAGUCCAGUGUGCUGUUAUAUACAAUAGAUUGAAGCCCGUCGGCGAGCCCAGGGCCUGCGGCUACGUCGAUCUGCGGUCGGAGAUGAAAAGUAAGCAAGUGGCGUGUGUUUCUCUCUCUCUCGAAAAGAAAAGGAGGAAAAGUGUCAUUCGAGGCGUGUACGCGCGUCAGUCCGAGCGCAGGUUUGAGUCCUGGAGUCUGCACAAGGAAUCAGUUGCAAACCUGCGCGUCAGGAAUAACGCGCGUCUGUUUCCCUGGCUUUAUUCUGGACCCAUACACACACACACACUCCUGCAGCAGAGACGACACGAGGGAGCGUCUCACCCUGCGCCUCCACUACAUUGUCGCUGUGUUCGUUCGGGUUUGAGUCCAUGCGAACUGCCAUCUGAUCCACGUUUAUCAAUGCGGGAGCUGAUCAUGGCGGAUGGCCCCCGGUGUAAGAGGCGAAAACAAGCCAACCCGCGGAGGAAAAACGCAGUUUUGGACUUUGAGAACGUUGUAGAAACCGGCUCAGAGACGGAAGACGAUGACAGACUCCUGGUGUCAGAGGAGGACGGCCUGCUGAAUGGGGCGAGGAGUCCUAUCAGCCUCAUCAAUCAUGAGUCAUUAGCUCCGCCCUCCCCCAACCUGGAUCACACCCUGCUGAGGAAGACCGUAGAUGAGGAAGAUGAUAUGAAGGAUAGCGGGAUAGAAAAUGUUUGGCAUGAAAAUGACUUGCUGAGCACCUCAGUUGACGGUACUGAUGAACUGAAGGGUGACUAUGACAGCAUGGGGCCUGAUGCCAAUUUGCCAUCAGUUGAGAAUGGGACAGUGAAGGGUGUGCAUUGCGUGCCUGCGUUUGAGGAUUUCUUCGGGAAGCGUAAACUGGUGGACAGCGAAAGUCACGUGGUCAGUAUUGCAGAGUACCUCCAGAGGGGCGACACCGCCAUCAUCUACCCCGAAGCGCCCGAGGAGCUUUCCCGUUCCCGCCUCGCCACGCCCGAAGCCAACGGACACGAGGAGAACGACCUGCCACCUGGAACUCCAGAUGCCUUCGCCCAACUGUUGACCUGCCCCUACUGUGACCGCGGCUACAAGCGCUUGACUUCCCUAAAGGAGCACAUCAAGUACAGGCACGAGAAGAACGAGGAGAACUUCGCCUGCCCUCUGUGCAGCUACACGUUCGCUUACCGCACUCAGCUGGAGAGACAUAUGGCCACACACAAGCCCGGACGAGAUCAGCACCAGAUGCUAAACCAGGGGUCGGGAAACCGCAAGUUCAAAUGCACUGAAUGUGGCAAGGCCUUCAAAUACAAACAUCAUCUUAAGGAGCACCUGCGGAUACACAGUGGUGAGAAGCCAUAUGAAUGUCCAAACUGUAAGAAGAGAUUCUCUCACUCUGGCUCAUACAGUUCGCACAUAAGCAGUAAGAAAUGCAUCGGACUGAUCGCCAUCAACGGCAGGGUGAGGAACAACGUGAAGACGGGUUCAUCUCCGACCUCUGCGUCUUCCUCCCCUACGAACACUGCCAUAACGCAGCUCCGACACAAACUAGAGAAUGGAAAACCCCUCGGCCUGCAGGACCACUCAAACCAUCUGAACAUCAAAUCUGAACCACUGGACUUCAACGACUAUAAGCUGAUGAUGGCUUCUCAUGGUUACGGCGCGGGUAGCCCCUUCCUGAAUGGUGGCAUGAGGGGAGGGAGCCCGCUGGGCCUUCAUAACUCCCAGAGUCCCCUGCAGCAUUUGGGCAUGGGUAUGGAGGGGCAGAUGCUGGGAUUCCCGUUCCUGGGAAACAACUUUAGUGAGGUACAAAAGGUCCUGCAGAUCGUGGAUAACACCGUUUGUCGUCAAAAGAUGGACUGCAAGCCGGAGGAGAUCUCCAAGCUGAAGGCCUACAUGAAGGAGCUGGGUGCCCACAUAGAGGAACAGAAGCAGGGGCUCACCUCACCCGGUGGACCCCAGAACACUCUUCCGCUCAUCAAUCACAACGGUGCGACUAAAAGCAUCAUAGACUACACGCUAGAGAAAGUCAACGAAGCCAAAGCCUGCCUUCAGAGCUUGACCACGGACUCUAAGAGACAAAUCAGCAAUAUCAAGAAAGAGAAGGCAAUUCACAUGCUUGAUAUAGUCACAGAGGAGAAAGCCCACGAGAACGGUAAUCUAAUGUUUACACCCUUCUCCUGUCAGUACUGCAAAGAGACCUUCCCUGGUCCUAUUCCCCUGCACCAGCAUGAGCGUUACCUUUGCAAGAUGAACGAGGAAAUCAAAGCUGUGCUUCAACCCGCUCAAAAUGCCACGACCAACAAAAACGGCUUGUUUGCUGAGAAACACGGCCUCUUGCACCCCUCCAUCAUCCCUGAGAAGGGCAUCAACGGCCUCAUCAGUCCCUACAAGGACCACAUGUCAGUGCUCAAAGCUUAUUUCGCCAUGAACAUGGAGCCCAACUCGGAAGAACUGCUCAAAAUCUCCAUAGCAGUCGGACUUCCUCAGGAGUUUGUGAAAGAGUGGUUUGAACAAAGAAAAGUCUUUCAGUACAACAGUUCCAGGACUCCUCCGUUAGACAGGAGCUACGCGGAGACGGUUCACGCAAUCUCCAUGCACACGCCCACUAAAGACUCUUUAGGCAUUCGGUCUCCGAUGUCCCUGAUCAAAGGUCCUGAUCGCAUCACAUCCCCCUCCAUCCCUGAGCUUCACAAUAACAACUGUGACACUCCACUCAGGCUUUCAAAAACACCUCAGUUUUCCAACCACAAGCAACUGGGAGAGAAGCUGGAUCACUCCAGAAGCAACACGCCAUCCCCUCUUAACCUGUCAUCUGCCUCCUCCAAAAACUCUCACACUAGUUCUUACACGCCCAACAGUUUCACCUCCGAAGACCUGCAGGCCGAACCACUGGACCUCUCCUUGCCAAAGCUCAUGAAAGAGCCAAAGCAUAUCUUGACUAUGAAGAGCCGACUCAAACUCAACAGCAUCCCCUUUGAAAACAACCAUGUCGCGACGCCCCGCGAGCACGCCGAAGAGCCGCUCGACUUGGCUUAUCUCUCGAAGAAGGAGUUUGGCAGCCCCAAUGCAAACAACAAUCUGGAGAAAAGCUCAAGCCCCAUGUUUGGUCUGAACCCCUUUGCUGCUAAACCCCUGUACACCUCCCUGCCGCCCCAAAGCGCAUUUCCACCCCCCACGUUUAUGCCCCCGGUGCAAGCCAGUCUCCCAGGGCUUAGACCUUACCCGAGCCUCGACCAGAUAAGCUUUUUGCCACACAUGGCCUACACGUACGCGGCGGGGGCGGCCAGCUUCGCCGAGAUGCAUCAGAGAAGAAAAUACCAGAGGAAACCAGGGUUCCAGACUGAGCUUCUCGACGGGACAGCAGAUUAUCUGAGCAGUCUAGAUGAUAUGGCCGACCCCGAGGCCUGUCUGUCCAGGAAGAAGAUUAAGAAGACAGAAAGUGGUAUGUACGCGUGUGACCUUUGCGACAAAACAUUCCAGAAGAGCAGUUCCCUCCUCAGACACAAAUAUGAGCACACAGGUAAACGACCGCACCAGUGUCAGAUCUGUAAGAAGGCCUUCAAACACAAGCAUCACUUGAUCGAACACAGUCGCCUGCACUCGGGAGAAAAACCCUACCAGUGCGACAAAUGCGGCAAACGCUUCUCGCAUUCCGGCUCGUACUCCCAGCACAUGAACCACAGAUACUCGUACUGCAAGAGGGAAGCGGAGGAGCGAGAGGCGGCAGAGAGGGAGGCGCGAGAAAAGGGCCACCUGGAGCCCACGGAGCUGCUGCUGAACCGGGCGUAUUUGCAGGGCAUCGCUCCGCCCGGAUACCCGGAGCACCAGGAGAGAGAGCCUAUCCUCAGAGACGGACUGAACGGAAGCAUACGAGAGCGCUUGAAGGAGGUGGAAGGAACGUUCGCGAAGAUGGGACGGCGAGACGAGGAGUUCGAAGAGGAGGAGGAAGAGAGCGAGAACAAAAGCAUGGACACUGACGGCGACACGAUGAGGGACGACGAGGAGAACGGCGAGCACUCCAUGGACGAGAGCUCCGUGGAUGGGAAGGCGGAAUCCAAGUCGGAUCACGAGGACGCCGUGUAGCCAUCUCAGGCCACGUUUUUCCUCUACUGUUGUUCAGGGGACGUUUGAGAAGCUGCAUUAUGCAAACAUGAAAAAAGGAAAAGGAAUAAAAUGAUUUUUUUUUAAGUGUACAGUAUUACGGCCUAAAAAAUGUGUGGUGCUACCAUCUUAAAAUCCUGUGUUCCAUAGUAUUUAUAGCACAAACUAGUAACUUGUACAAAAAAUUGCACUCCGCUUCUAUAAUCACUACAGAAAUAAUAAAAUUAUUCGCCUAUGUAUAUUUAUACAGUGUUAAAAAAGAAUCUGCGGGCGAUUAGUAUUUAAUGCGUGUUUCUGCCCUCACCACACACAAUUUAUGGCCUCGUCACCUAAUUUAUGUGAAGGAACGUAACAGUAUUCUGUUUGUUUUGAAGAAGUCUUAAAGGGGCUGUGGGAGAGAGAAUGAGGAAAUAAACAGGCGAGGUCAGAUGAAGCCUUUUUAAGGGUGUUGCCUUAUAGACGAACCUGUUAAUCAGCACGUUUCUGAAGUGCCAACCCUGUUCAGUGUUAAAAGGAGAAGAGAGACCCUCUCUCCAAAACAAACGCUCAGUUCUCGUUCUCUCCGUCAGCCAAGCAGCUCUUGGGUUUACAAUGAUGUUUGUGCAAUUUUGUUCUCAGUAUUACACCAAACAACGGAACUGCAUCCUUUUGUUCGUAGGUUUAAAGGACAUCUUAUUUAUGUGGCCCAUUUUGUAUCUCCUAAUUUUAUUUAUUUCAUACUGUACAGUACAGUAUUAUAGUUCUUCAAGAAAUAGAUCUAUUUUAGUAAAAUGGAACAUGAAGUUAAUGAGAGCAUUUAUUGUGUUUUGAAACUUUAAUUGUGAAAUACAAAUUUUCAAUUAAAUGGUUCGUUUUUCUGUUCUUUUAUUUUCCAGUUACUGGAAAUUCCAAAAUUUGGAAGUUUUGAUACGAUAUUGUAAGAUCACUGUAUUUUCAACUGAACAGCGUUAAAAAAAGUUCCACUUUGAUGUUUGAAGUGGAAUAGGGACAGUUGAAAUUCAAUGUAAGAUACCGUAACUGACUACACGAGAACCUUUCCUGAAAAUGUCUUUGUAAGAGUAUUAUGGAAUUUUUAAUUUGUAAUUUCUCUUGGAAAUGACCAUGCUCAAAUAAAAGUAGCCAAAUUAAAGAACGUUUUCCGAGAACGCCAGUGUGUGAAUGUGAGCGUGUGUGUGCUAGUUUAAAGAGACGGUUUGAAUUAUCAUAGGUCGUCCAUAUAUUCAUGUGUUUUGUUUUAGAGGACACACACCAUUAUAAUCUUCAGUCUCAGAGCGGCAGAUAUUUCACCUUUCAGAGGUGAUUCACGGCCUCCAUCAUUAGAUAUUCAACAACUUCACAGACGAUAAAGGCCGAGCAGGUUUUCAAUGAACUCUUCAAAUAAAGAGCAAAGAACCUGUCGAACAAAGCGAGAGAGAGAGAGAGAGAGAGGACAGCGAAGCUUAACGUAUCUUGAGUUCUCACGGCAUAUGCAUAUGAAAGACAGAUCAAACACUCUCACACACACGGGAAUCGGUCUGUUUUCCUCCUCACCUGAUCAACUGAUGCUUUAGAAAUAAAGACGCCUCAUUAUUGAUACAUCACAAUGGCCUUUAUCAAAUCUUCUUCAAUUUCAACGGACUGUUUCUUACAAUGCUGCCAAAGCAUGACAUAUAAAUAGAGUACGACAUUUUAUGACAGGAAAAAUUCAAAUAUAAAAACAUAUUAUAACUUACCUCAAGGGACCGGGGCUAGUUGUCACACUUUUUAAUGCAAUGAAGAAAAACGACUAAACAUUUGCACUGUACUUGCCGUUUGUGUUAGACAACAGAUAUAUUAUAAUUAAUGUAUGAAAAUUAUGUAAAUUAAACUUCAUUCAUUGUACAGAUUUUAAUGUUUGCCUGUGUGGUUUUAUUGUGUUUUAUUUGUUUUAACAGAUAAUACAAAAAAAUGUCACUAUUGCAGUUUUAGAUUGUAGUUUGAAAAUAAAGUUGAACUGAGAAACAACAAGCACUGAUAGAAAAAAGCAUUUGUGCAUCUACAAUUUUGGUUCAAAAUGAUUGACGUGUAAAAACUAGCCCCGGCCUUAUUUGUCUACAUAUAAAGUGCAUUGGGUUAUUAUACAGUAUGGAAUUUUUAACAGCUAUAGGGUCUGUGUUUAAAAUAAAUCAGGGAAGGUUUGUCUACAUUCAAAAAUUAUUCAUUCAAACAUUAUUCAUUCUCCCUAUAGAGAAUUUGAUAGUUUGUCAUACAGUCAAAGCUUAUUAAAAACGUAUGUACAGACAUACAAAUAAAUAUAUAAAAUAUUUUUCAUUAUAUUUAAUAAACAAAAAAGUUAAAAAACAAAA